CGAAUAAGGGUAGUUUCGUAAAUAUGUUCUGACGACUAAAAAACGAGUCAUUUUCUAUUUUUUUAACAACGUAGGCGACUUUAGAAGAUUUCUUUAAAUUCUCAGCUUCCAAACCAAGAAAGAUUACACAGAUCAUAGAAGCAACAAUGGGGCACAAACAAAGCGUUGACUCCACAGGGAAAGGCAAAGAAGUGGCCGGUUCUUCGUCGAUGAUGCUAAAACACGGCGUUGAAUCUAGCGGACCGUCGCUGUUCGAUAACUUACCGGAAGAUUGCAUUUCCAACAUAAUCUCUUUCACAAGUCCACGAGAUGCGUGCGUUGCUGCAUCGGUUUCAAAAACCUUUGAAUCGGCUGUUAGUUCCGAUAGCGUAUGGGACAAGUUUCUUCCGCCGGAUUAUUCAUCUCUAAUUCCUCCAUUGCGAGUUUUUUCAUCGAAGAAGGAGCUCUAUUUCGCUAUAUGCGAUAAUCCUGUGUUAAUCGACGAUGGUAAAAAGAGCUUCUGGUUAGAGAAAGGGAAUGGGAAAAAGUGUAUCAUGUUAUCUCCGAAGAAAGAUAUGUGGAUCACAUGGGUUAGUACUCCCCAAUAUUGGCGAUGGAUUUCAAUUCCUGAAGCUAGGUUUGAAGAAGUACCAGAGCUUCUCAAUGUGUGUUGGUUUGAGGUCCGAGGGGGCAUGAGUACUAAAUACCUAUCUCCUAGAACUCGUUACUCGGCUUACAUUGUGUUCAAGACAAAGGAUAGAUGUCCUAAUUUGGGGGAUGUGCCAGCAGAAGCUACAGUCGGAUUGGUGGGACAAGCAUCAUCUCAAAGAUUCAUUUACUUUGUUGGGCCUACGAAUCGAGGGAGAGAGAGAGAAACGAGAGUUGUAACGAAACCAACGGAGAGAAAAGAUGGAUGGAUGGAAGCUGAGCUUGGUGAAUUCUUCAAUGAAUCAAGUUGUGAUGAGGUUGCAACAAGUAUUCUUGAGACUAAGUCUCCUUAUUGGAAGCGUGGUUUGAUCAUUCAAGGAAUCGAAUUCCGACCUACGAAAAGCCAGUAAAGUAAUAUCAUGUUUGGAUGAUUCCAGUUUCUGUUUGUUUGCUUUCAAUUCUAUAUCUAAGCAAGUGAAAAGCUUUGUUGUAUGGUAACACGAACUAUUUUUAGUUUUUGGAUUGCAAUGUUUUGAUUUGGAUGUU
Molecule: messenger RNA, 1173 nt
Organism: Arabidopsis lyrata subsp. lyrata
Lineage: Eukaryota; Viridiplantae; Streptophyta; Magnoliopsida; Brassicales; Brassicaceae
Product: putative F-box protein PP2-B2
Exons: 3
Coding region: 147-1037 (296 amino acids)
Molecular function (GO): protein binding
Source: RefSeq, a predicted model, not a curated record